CUCCAACUCAUUUGAUUUGAACCUGUGAAAAAGUGAAGUUUGAGAAUAUCAGAGAUUCAUAACUUAGGCAUGAAGAAAGUGAGUCAAAAUGCGUUUUGGUUAGUAACUUUCGUCUUUGCCUUAACGAAAUAUAUAAACGCAUACAAGUACAGUUUUAAGACUUUGGAAAUGGCAGUUACUAAAGAUGGUGAAUUUUUAUGUGAUACACUCAAUUGUCCAAAAGAAGUAAUUAUUUGCGAAAUUCAAAAAUUUAAGUUCGAGGAGAAAUCAAUACGUACAAAUGGUUGCUAUAUAAACCCAGCAACUCCCUGGGGAUAUGUAACCAUUACUGAAGAAAUUGACCCAAACUUUUCGAUGUCAGUGAGCAUAGUAGCAGAAAGAAAUGGUCACAUACGUGUUGUUCUCGAAGACGAUUUAAUUCUGCCAAAUGGUGAUGAAAUAAAUUUCGAAAUGACUUAAUAACAAAGUGUAAAUAUUUACCAAGUUUCAUUAAAAAAAUACACUUA
Messenger RNA from Teleopsis dalmanni, 506 nucleotides. RefSeq lists its product as uncharacterized. Lineage: Eukaryota; Metazoa; Arthropoda; Insecta; Diptera; Diopsidae. Bases 70 to 459 code for a protein of 129 amino acids. The transcript is spliced from 3 exons. The record is from RefSeq and is a predicted model, not a curated record.